Messenger RNA from Helianthus annuus (common sunflower), 801 nucleotides. RefSeq lists its product as uncharacterized. Lineage: Eukaryota; Viridiplantae; Streptophyta; Magnoliopsida; Asterales; Asteraceae. The transcript has 2 exons. The record is from RefSeq and is a predicted model, not a curated record. The coding region runs from base 1 to 801 and encodes 266 amino acids.
AUGGCUUCUAAUCCUUGGUGGCCCUCGUCUUCGGAUGACGAAGAGGAGAUGUUUUUCGCAAACGCUGUUCUACGGGCGGGACAGAUUUUAAUCGAAGAGGAAGAGGAAGACGAAGAGGAAGAGGAAGAAAUUGGUGAAAAUGUUAUUACCAGACGAAUACGCAUUAACAGAGACCGCCAAGCUGUGGCAUCACAAGAUUUGUGGAUAUGGCAUUCUUUCUUUGGUCUCCCUGGUUCACUCAACGACCUCAACGUGUUAUACCAAUCGGCCAUCUUUACCGAUGUCGUUAAUGGAACGGGACCGGACACAAGUUUUACAGUUUCUGGGGUUGAGUAUAGACGUGGGUAUUAUCUUGCUGACGGGAUAUAUCCGUCUUGGUCUACAAUUGUGAAGACUAUUCCGUAUCCCGAGGACGAAAAACGAAAAAAAUUUGCCAAGCGUCAAGAAGCUGCAAGAAAAGACAUCGAACGCGCUUUUGGUGUCUUACGAAAAAAAUGGGCCAUCGUUGCACAACGGGCACGUGCGUUCACCCCAAAAAGGCUGCGUCUUUGUAUGUACGCUUGCAUUUUGCUCCAUAACAUGAUUAUUGAAGACGAAGGUCGGGCGAUUUGUGAGUAUGAUGAGAAUGCAUCUUGGGGGAACACUGUCCCGGUUGAUCCCCCACAACAGGAUUUAAACUCGUUCUCGCUAACAAACGACUUCACGCAUGCAAACCUUCAACAAGAUUUGGUAGAACAUAUUUGGAACAACGUUAACAUUGUGGAGGGUGACGGAGCCGAAGACGAAGACGAAGACGAGUAG